GACCGUAGUGAUUCUCCUGUCGGAGGCCUUGGUUGGCCCGCGCGAGUGGGCGUGGAGAGUAACGGCGGGGCUGGGUGAGGGUGCACGGGGUCCUGGAUAUGAGCCGCAGGAGCUCAGCUCCGCCGACCUUGCCGCGCCGCGCCGGCAACCGCGAUGGAGAAUAGGUGCUACGGCUGCGCUGUCAAGUUCACCCUCUUCAAGAAGGAGUACGGCUGUAAGAACUGUGGCCGGGCCUUCUGUUCUGGCUGUCUUAGCUUCAGUGCAGCGGUUCCCCGGGCUGGAAACACCCAACAGAAAGUCUGCAAGCAGUGCCAUGAGGUUCUGACCAGAGGAUCUGCUCCUGCCAAUGCCUCCAAGUGGUCACCACCUCAGAACUAUAAGAAGCGUGUGGCAGCCUUGGAAGCCAAGCAGAAGCCCAACACUCCCCAGAGCCAUGGACUGACCCAGCAAGACCAAGUCAUUGCUGAGCGCCUAGCACGGCUCCGCCAGGAGAACAAGCCCAAGUCAGUGCCCUUGCAGGCGGAGAUAGAAGCCAGGCUAGUUGCACUGAGGGAUGCACCCCAGGGUUCCAUCCCUUCCACCCAGGAGAUGGAGGCACGGCUUGCUUCACUGCAGGGCAGAGUUCCACCUUCUCAGACCCCCCAGCUGCCGCCUCUAUCCAGAAUGACCUCAACCAGGGGGACCCAGGGGCCCAGAGCACCAGCUGCAAGGGACAGGCCACCUGGUCCCUGGAGGAGGAGAAGAGGAGGCUGCUGGCUGAGGCAGCAGUCACGCUUCGGGAGGAGAACACAAGGCAGGAGCGGAUCCUGGCCCUCGCCAAGCGCCUGGCCGUGCUGCAGGGACGCGACCCCGAUAGAGGUAGAGGCUGGGGAGCAGCCACUCAUUCGUGUCCACUGGGCAGUCCUCCCCACUCUCACCCUCAGGCCAAACUGCACAGUGGCUGUACUCCCUGCCAGGCUGAGUCAGGGGCUGGGGGUCCCUGUGCCCAGGGGUCUAUCGAGCUCCACCCAGAACCACGAGGAAGGUGCUGGGGCAAAGCAGUGGAUGAGGAACAAGUGGCAGCCAUCAGGGGGCAGGGGACCCUGGGUCCCUUCAGUGACCCUACAGGACUACCGCCUUCCAGACAGUGAUGACGAAGAGGAUGAGGAGACAGCCAUCCAGAGAGUCCUUCAGCAGCUCACUGAAGAAGCUGCCCUGGAUGAGGCAAGUGGCUUUAACAUCCCUGCAGAGCCAGCUCUCCGACCCCAAGCCCAAUCCUGCAGGGCAGAGCCUGAGCUUCAGGCUGUGGCCGCCAGGUCUGAGGCUGAGGAAGAAGAGCUCCCCUGGUGCUGCAUCUGCAAUGAGGAUGCCACCCUGCGCUGUGCUAGCUGUGACGGAGACCUCUACUGUGUCCGCUGCUUCCGGGAAGGCCAUGAUGCCUUUGAACUUAAAGAGCACCAGACAUCUGCCUACCACCCCCAGCAUAAAAGCCGAGAGCACUGAGGGAACCCUGGUCCUCCCGGGAAGGCCAUCCUACAGGCGGUCACACAAGCUGGGGUGCCCUCCAGGGCAUCUGAUGGGAGAACAUGUCAGGCUAGACUGCUUAUGAAUGCGCCCUUUCCUGAGCCUCCGUCCCUGGAAGGAGGAAGGAUUCUCCAUUGGAGACGAUGACUGGAGGAGCCAGAGGGAAGGCAGAAGUCUGGAGCCUCCAGCAUUGAAGUCUGGACUAGGAGUGAGAGGCAUGAUGGGAAAGACCAGCCUGAAUCCAGGGAGGAGUCCUGAAACUUGCUCAAGGGUCCAGGGCCCUCUACUGGCACUUAGAGCAUUUAAUAAAGUAUGUUGAUUCAUUGGA
Messenger RNA from Lagenorhynchus albirostris (white-beaked dolphin), 1831 nucleotides. It is a transcript of the gene ZFYVE19, whose product is annotated as zinc finger FYVE-type containing 19. The record is from RefSeq and is a predicted model, not a curated record. Gene Ontology annotation, cellular component: midbody; centrosome; cleavage furrow. The transcript has 10 exons. Bases 154 to 1482 code for a protein of 442 amino acids. Gene Ontology annotation, biological process: abscission; mitotic cytokinesis checkpoint signaling. NCBI's taxonomy places the organism in Eukaryota, Metazoa, Chordata, Mammalia, Artiodactyla, Delphinidae. Gene Ontology annotation, molecular function: phosphatidylinositol-3-phosphate binding; metal ion binding.